This is a messenger RNA of Amphimedon queenslandica, 339 nucleotides long. Its product is annotated as lysyl oxidase homolog 2-like. The record is from RefSeq and is a predicted model, not a curated record. The transcript has 2 exons. Gene Ontology annotation, cellular component: membrane. The coding region runs from base 31 to 339 and encodes 102 amino acids. NCBI's taxonomy places the organism in Eukaryota, Metazoa, Porifera, Demospongiae, Haplosclerida, Niphatidae.
AGGAUAUGGAACAGCAACCCAUAUGCUGGUAUGGUACGUCUUCAGGGUGGAUAUUAUUCUAAUGAAGGACGUGUUGAGGUUUAUUGUAAUGGACAGUGGGGGACAAUAUGCAGCAUUGGAUUUAGUGCAAGUGAUGCUAAUACUAUUUGUAGGCAGCUUGGAUAUGACUCUGGUUUAAGAAAAUAUGAUUCAAUAUAUGGCAAUACAAGUCAGCCAAUCUGGAGUACUAACAUGUAUAGUACAUCAGGUGAUACAUGUUUUGGUUCAAGUAACACUUGUCCUUCAAGCUCUAUUGCUAAUUGCUCUUACUACACUGAUAGCUUAGUUACAUGCAGUUAG